CAUCCAAGUUUAGAAAAGGCUCUUAGUAUUUGGGUUAACCAAGUAAUAGUAUCAGGGUUAUCAGUUUCAGAAGCUUUAAUUUCUGAAAAGGCUCGUUAUUUUGCGACGAUUAUGGGUAUAUCCGAAGAAGAUAUGAAAUUUUCUAACG
Messenger RNA from Racocetra persica, 148 nucleotides. NCBI's taxonomy places the organism in Eukaryota, Fungi, Glomeromycota, Glomeromycetes, Diversisporales, Gigasporaceae. The record is from the annotation of a GenBank genome assembly.